Messenger RNA from Salvelinus fontinalis (brook trout), 2662 nucleotides. Its product is annotated as mucin-2-like. Lineage: Eukaryota; Metazoa; Chordata; Actinopteri; Salmoniformes; Salmonidae. The transcript is spliced from 2 exons. The record is from RefSeq and is a predicted model, not a curated record. Bases 131 to 2662 code for a protein of 843 amino acids.
UACCACAAAGCAAGUUUCUACUGAACAGUUAACUACUAAACAAGUAACUACAGAACAUGAAACUACUGUACCUGUUCAAAGCAUUAUCUCAUCGUCAGCACCAACUACCACAGAACAUGCUUCAACUGAAAUGUUAACUACUGGAUACUCAACUAGAGAGAAAGUGACUACUGAUUACUUAACUACAAGUGCUUCUACUGUCCCUGUUCAAAACAGUCCCUCAACACCAGUACCAACUACAUUCAAUACCACAGAACAUGUUUCAACUGAACAGUUAACUACUGAACACCUAACCUCUGACCCAGCGACUACUGUCCCUGUCCAAAACAGUCCCUCAUCGUCUGUACCAGAUACAUUCACUACCACAAAGCAAGUUUCAACUGAACAGUUAACUACUGAACACCUAACCUCUGACCCAGCGACUACUGUACCUGUUCAAAACAGUCCCUCAUCGUCUGUACCAGAUAUAUUCACUACCACAAAGCAAGUUUCAACUGAACAGUUAACUACUGAACACCUAACCUCUGACCCAGCGACUACUGUACCUGUUCAAAACAGUCCAUCAUCGUCUGUACCAGAUAUAUUCACUACCACAAAGCAAGUUUCAACUGAACAGUUAACUACUGAACACCUAACCUCUGACCCAGCGACUACUGUACCUGUUCAAAACAGUCCCUCAUCGUCUGUACCAGAUACAUUCACUAGCACAAAGCAAGUUUCAACUGAACAGUUAACUACUGAACACCUAACCUCUGACCCAGCGACUACUGUACCUGUUCAAAAACCAACUACAUCCAAUACCACAAAGCAAGUUUCAACUGAACAGUUAACUACUGAACACCUAACCUCUGACCCACUGACUACUGUACCUGUUCAAAACAGUCCCUCAUCGUCUGUACCAGAUACAUUCACUACCACAAAGCAAGUUUCUACUGAACAGUUAACUACUAAACAAGUAACUACAGAACAUGAAACUACUGUACCUGUUCAAAGCAUUAUCUCAUCGUCAGCACCAACUACCACAGAACAUGCUUCAACUGAAAUGUUAACUACUGGAUACUCAACUAGAGAGAAAGUGACUACUGAUUACUUAACUACAAGUGCUUCUACUGUCCCUGUUCAAAACAGUCCCUCAACACCAGUACCAACUACAUUAAUUUCCACAGAACAUGCUUCAACUGAACAGUUAACUACUGAACACCUAACCUCUGACCCACUGACUACUGUACUUGUUCAAAACAGUCCCUCAUCGUCUGUACCAGAAAUAUUCACUACCACAAAGCAAGUUUCAACUGAACAGUUAACUACUGAACACCUAACCUCUGACCCACUGACUACUGUACCUGUUCAAAACAGUCCCUCAUCGUCUGUACCAGAUACAUUCACUACCACAAAGCAAGUUUCUACUGAACAGUUAACUACUAAACAAGUAACUACAGAACAUGAAACUACUGUACCUGUUCAAAGCAUUAUCUCAUCGUCAGCACCAACUACCAAAGAAUAUGCUUCAACUGAAAUGUUAACUACUGGAUACUCAACUAGAGAGAAAGUGACUACUGAUUACUUAACUACAAGUGCUUCUACUGUCCCUGUCCAAAACAGUACCUCAUCACCAGUACCAACUACAUUCAAUACCACAGAACAUGUUUCAACUGAACAGUUAACUACUGAACACCUAACCUCUGACCCACUGACUACUGUACCUGUUCAAAACAGUCCCUCAUCGUCUGUACCAGAUAUAUUCACUACCACAAAGCAAGUUUCAACUGAACAGUUAACUACUGAACACCUAACCACUGACCCAGCGACUACUGUACCUGUUCAAAAACCAACUACAUCCAAUACCACAAAGCAAGUUUCUACUGAACAGUUUACUACUAAACAAGUAACUACAGAACAUGAAACUACUGUACCUGUUCAAAGCAUUAUCUCAUCGUCAGCACCAACUACCACAGAACAUGCUUCAACUGAAAUGUUAACUACUGGAUACUCAACUAGAGAGAAAGUGACUACUGAUUACUUAACUACAAGUGCUUCUACUGUCCCUGUCCAAAACAGUACCUCAACACCAGUACCAACUACAUUCAAUACCACAGAACAUGCUUCACCUGAACUGUUAACUACUGAACACCUAACCUCUGACCCACUGACUACUGUACCUGUUCAAAACAGUCCCUCAUCGUCUGUACCAGAUACAUUCACUACCACAAAGCAAGUUUCAACUGAACAGUUAACUACUGAACACCUAACCUCUGACCCACUGACUACUGUACCUGUUCAAAACAGUCCAUCAUCGUCUGUACCAGAUACAUUCACUACCACAAAGCAAGUUUCUACUGAACAGUUAACUACUAAACAAGUAACUACAGAACAUGAAACUACUGUACCUGUUCAAAGCAUUAUCUCAUCGUCAGCACCAACUACCACAGAACAUGCUUCAACUGAAAUGUUAACUACUGGAUACUCAACUAGAGAGAAAGUGACUACUGAUUACUUAACUACAAGUGCUUCUACUGUCCCUGUCCAAAACAGUCCCUCAUCGUCUGUACCAGAUACAUUCACUACCACAAAGCAAGUUUCAACUGAACAGUUAACUACUGAACACCUAACCUCUGACCCAGCGACUACUGUACCUGUUCAAAACAGUCCCUCAUCAACAUGA